AUGUUUAAGAUAACUGUUUUAGUCGUAAUUUUAUUUGGUGUAUCUGAUGCAGGAAAUUUUGGAUUAUUACCAAGUUUAGAUCUAUUGAUCAAGGCACAAUUUGUCGAUUGUACCGGUGAGGAUGCCGGUAAUUUUACAUUAUGGGGCGAAUAUAACGGUGCCGUAUCAUUGGAUGUGACUACUAGUCCCGGUUGGGCCAAUCAAAUCAUAUACUACCCGUCCAAUGGUAAACGUGCAUUGAGUUCAAUGAAAAAUUUAAAGCUAACCAACACUCCCGAUGGAACUUUGACUCAUAUUGAAGGCCUACGUAUUGCUACUGACGGUCCACUUCAGGGCAAAUACCUGUACGAGAGAGCCUACUUUGUGAAGCCUAAUCUAACCAUAACGACAUCCCGAGUAACCGGUAAAACACUGGCCUCACUGCCCACACAAAAAGUACAAUUGCUUAUUGGGGAUGAUGUGGAUAUCGAUGUAUUGAAAACUGGUUCCUAUGAAGCAUACCGUUCCUCUGCUCAUACAGUUUGUGAAUCACCUAAAAAUAAAGCCUGGCUUAUGGCAUGGUUUUAAACAAC
This is a messenger RNA of Oppia nitens, 572 nucleotides long. RefSeq lists its product as uncharacterized. The transcript has 4 exons. The coding region runs from base 1 to 567 and encodes 188 amino acids. The record is from RefSeq and is a predicted model, not a curated record. Lineage: Eukaryota; Metazoa; Arthropoda; Arachnida; Sarcoptiformes; Oppiidae.